Messenger RNA from Lycium barbarum (goji berry), 2036 nucleotides. Its product is annotated as (R)-linalool synthase TPS5, chloroplastic-like. Gene Ontology annotation, molecular function: magnesium ion binding; terpene synthase activity. The record is from RefSeq and is a predicted model, not a curated record. NCBI's taxonomy places the organism in Eukaryota, Viridiplantae, Streptophyta, Magnoliopsida, Solanales, Solanaceae. Gene Ontology annotation, biological process: diterpenoid biosynthetic process. Bases 98 to 1906 code for a protein of 602 amino acids. The transcript has 7 exons.
UGCACGAAUCUCUUUCUCUCUCUAUAUAUGGAAACUUUUAUUUGGGGAUCCAACAAUCUAGCUAAAAUAUACUUCAAAACAUUGAACAACAGAAUCGAUGGAGGCAACAAGGUUAUUCAACAAUGUAGGGUUGCUACCCAUUGCCACCUCACCAACUCCAGCUACUCUUUUUUCUUCAUUCAGCCAAGGACAGCCAUCACUAGUUGUAUCAAAAGCCUGUCUCUCUACAGGCGGCAUGAAAUUAGCUGAACCAAAUCCCAUUAUCCGACGUUCAGGAAAUUACAAACCUACUAUGUGGGAUUUUGAAUAUAUUCAGUCCGUUAACAAUGAUUACACGGGAGAGAAGUAUAUGAAGCGUUUUAACGAGCUGAAGAAGGAAAUGAAGAACAUGAUGGUUGAGGGAUCACAAGAAUUAGAAAAGUUGGAGCUGAUUGAUAAUUUACAGAGGCUUGGUAUGAGUUACCACUUCAAGAAUGAAAUCAUGCAAAUUUUGAGGAGAAUUCACCGAAGCGCAGCCACAGGAGAUUCAUUAUACGACACCGCUCUGAAAUUUAGACUCUUGAGGCAACAUGGUUUUGAUAUCUCCCAAGAUAUAUUCAAUGAUUUCAAGGAUGAGAAUGACAAUUUGAAGCAGAGUAUCUGUAACGAUACAAAAGGUUUAUUACAAUUAUACGAAGCUUCGUAUCUCUCUACAGACAAUGAAACCACUUUGAAAAAUGCCACAAAAUUCAUAGUGGCACAUCUAAAGAAUUAUGCUGAUAAUCAGUAUUGUGCUACUGAUGACAAUAAUCUAAUGGUCGAAUUAGUCCUCCAUGCCUUGGAACUUCCAAGACAUUGGAUGAUGCCAAGAUUAGAGACAGGGUGGUAUAUUAGUAUUUAUGAGAGAAUGUCUGAUGCUAAUCCUCUUUUGCUCGAGCUUGCUAAAUUGGACUUCAACAUUGUUCAAGCCACACACCAAGAAGAUUUGAGAAUUCUGUCAAGGUGGUGGAAGAAUACAUGUCUUGCAGAAAAGCUGCCAUUUUCAAGGGAUAGACUGGUGGAGAAUUUGUUUUGGGCAGUGGGGACAACGUUUGAGCCUCAACACAGCUUCUAUAGGAGAAUGAUAUCAAAGGUCAUUGUUUUUAUUGCAAUCAUAGAUGAUAUUUAUGAUGUUUAUGGCACUCUUGACGAGUUGGAAGUAUUCACUGAUGCCAUUGAAAGAUGGGAUACAAAAGUAAUGGAGGAACUUCCAGAGUAUAUGAAAGUAUGUUAUCUGGCACUUUUCAAUAUUAUCAAUGAAGUUGCAUAUGAGGUUCUCAAGGAGCAUGGGAUCAACGUCCUGCCCUACCUUGCAAAAUCAUGGGCAGAUUUGUGCAAAUCAUACUUACGAGAAGCAAGAUGGUACUACAAUGGCUACAAACCAACUCUAAAAGAAUACAUGGAUAAUGCAUGGAUCUCAAUUGCAGUUCCUAUGGUAUUAGUCCACGCAUUGUUUCUUGUCAGCGAUUCAAUUACCAAAGAGGCAGUGGAAUCCUUAAACAAUUAUCCUGACAUAAUUCGAUGGUCUGCUACAAUUUUUCGUUUCGCUGAUGAUUUGGGGACAUCGUCGGAUGAAUUGAAAAGAGGUGAUGUUCCCAAGUCAAUUCAGUGUUACAUGAACGAAAAGGGUGCUUUUGAAGAUGAGGCAAGAGAACACAUAAGAAUUUUGAUAAAGGGGACAUGGGAAUUGAUGAACACAACUCAGAAGGAAAAUUCCCUAUUCUCCGAAACAUUUGUUGGAAUUGCAAAGAAUAUUGCAAGAACAGCGCAAUGCAUGUAUUUGAAUGGAGAUGGCCAUGGAAUUCAAAAUACUGACGUUAAAAGUAGCAUCUCCAAAAUACUUUUUGAUCCCAUCAGUAUUCCUAAUGUUUCAUUGAUUCCCAAGUAAUUUUAUCCCUAAGAUUAGCUCCGUGUGUCGUUACUUUAGUUUUACGUGUACCCCGCAAAGAAUUCCUACGAUGAACUCGAGUUAAUAUAUGUAUAAUAAUAACUGGGUUACAAUCAAAUAUUUAUAAAUA